AUGUCCACAGCAGCAUCCAGUCUGCCUCAGCCCUGUGCGGAGCCUGAAGCCCCAAACCCCCGCUCUGCCCAGGGAAGCCACCCUAGCCAUCCCCCCAUGGGACAGGAUCCAGGACAUGCCCAUCCGCAGCUUGUGCACCGCCCCCUCUUCUACGUGCACCCCCCUCCUCCCCACUUCAUGCAGUACCAGUGGCCCAUGCCCUUCUACAAUCAUCCCUUCAACCCCUUCCCCGGCAUGGGUUACAGUAUGAUGAUGCCUCCCUUCCCUCCGCUGCCAUACAUGGACCCUCCCGCCUACUUCCUGCCCCAUGCGCCAGUGCAGCCUAUGGACUACAGACGCACCCACCCAAACAGCGCCCCCUACCCCAGCCAGAACAGGAGAGCACGCCCGUUACACACUCGUGAAACCGUGAGCAUCGAAGUCCAGACAGACUACAGAGGGGAAGAGUUUCACCAAAGAAGCCCGCGCACAAGCAGCACAGACUCUGGCCGUGAAACCGCCUUAAACUCUCCAACGUCUUCCACUUCCAGCCGGAAAAAGCAAGAGCAGGUGAUGGACCCCGUUGGUAAAGAAAUGUUCGAAAAGAGGAGGGCUUCUGUGCCAGAUAUUCUGUUAAAAUGGGGAAACGGCCCGCCCCAAGUGGACAAGACGGCCAACGAUAACCGCGAGAAGUUUGACCGAAGUUCAACCGCUGUCAACGAGGAGCAACUGGAAGCUGAGGGAGAUGUUGAAGAGCAAAAUGUCAGGACUAGUUUGGGCUACGAUGCAUUCGAAAGCUCACUAAACAUUUCAAUUAAACUGUGCGACGCUGAGCAGAGCAGAAAGGGCCGGCACGAGUUCGACGAGUCUGUUUGGUCGGUGGAAUCGCUCCCGUUGUAUGUUCCCACAAAAGAAUGGCUCAUGCAGAAUAUCACCGCAGGCAACGAAGUGAUUUUAGAAACUGCUGAAGAGGCCGAAAAUGGCACAGCGGACAGCCCUAGAAGUCAUGACUCUUUAACAGAUUCUGUGCAGUUGUCAGACAGCUUUUUCGACUUCAGCACGCCGGCGACCACUGUAGAGGCUGGCGAGCCCCAUAAAUAUAAAAUGCAAAGCUCUAUCCUUAUUCUAGACUCUAUUAGUAAACAAAAGUCUGCUGGAAUGCUUGUCAAAGAAAUUGACAAAAAACAAGCUUCCGAGCCAGAGGGAAGCCUAAAGCGACUUUCUUUCACAGUGGAAGAAAACGGGGAAAAAGAUGAACACAAGCUUGUUUUGAUGAAUGAAGCUGAGCCGGUGCAGGCGGAGGUGCCCGGGGGCGUGGCUGAGGAGUUGGUUCUUACUUCGCUUCACAUUGCCUGCGAGGACAAGGCUUUGGAGAAAAAGACAUUGGUAGGGAAGCCGACGCGGUGUUUAGUGGUUCCAGAUCCGCCUCCUGCUGCAGUGUCGCCCUCCAGGGGAAACCUUGUGGACUGCGGCGUUCAGUGUCCGGAUCUGCAAACGAGAAGCAACUUAGGGACGAGCCGCAAACACUACUUUUAUUCAGAUGUCCAAAACAUGAGCACACACUCUGACGGCUUCAUGUUCGCAAACGGACCCAAGAAGAGGUUCAGGAACAAGGGCCCAUGGCGGAAACGGCUCGUGUGGGGGGGGGGGGGGCAUAAGUAUCUGACAGCUCCACGUCGUCGGGGGGGGGGGGGGGGGGGGGUGGGGGGGGGGGGGGGGGGGGGGGGGGGGGGGGGGUGUGGGGGGGGGGGGGGGGGGGGGGGGGGGGGGGGGGGGGGGGGGGGGGGGGUGGGGGGGGGGGGGGGGGGGGGGGGGGGGGGGGGGGGGGGGGGGGGGGGGGGGGGGGGGGGGGGGGGGGGGGGGGGGGGGGGGGGGGGGGGGGGGGGGGGGGGGGGGGGGGGGGGGGGGGGGGGGGGGGGGGGGGGGGGGGGGGGGGGGGGGGGGGGGGGGGGGGGGGGGGGGGGGGGGGGGGGGGGGGGGGGGGGGGGGGGGGGGGGGGGGGGGGGGGGGGGGGGGGGGGGGGGGGGGGGGGGGGGGGGGGGGGGGGGGGGGGGGGGGGGGGGGGGGGGGGGGGGGGGGGGGGGGGGGGGGGGGGGGGGGGGGGGGGGGUAA
This is a messenger RNA of Knipowitschia caucasica, 2091 nucleotides long. The record is from the annotation of a GenBank genome assembly. Lineage: Eukaryota; Metazoa; Chordata; Actinopteri; Gobiiformes; Gobiidae.